This is a messenger RNA of Cebus imitator (Panamanian white-faced capuchin), 4869 nucleotides long. It is a transcript of the gene EFR3B, whose product is annotated as EFR3 homolog B. The record is from RefSeq and is a predicted model, not a curated record. The transcript is spliced from 27 exons. Gene Ontology annotation, cellular component: plasma membrane. Lineage: Eukaryota; Metazoa; Chordata; Mammalia; Primates; Cebidae. Gene Ontology annotation, biological process: protein localization to plasma membrane. Bases 221 to 3064 code for a protein of 947 amino acids.
GAGCGGAGGCGGCCGCGUCCAGCCCCGCAGUGAAUGGACUGGCGGCGCCCAGCUCUGUCCCGCCCGCUGCCGGCCCCCGCGUCUGCUCCCUCCCCGCCCCGGCCCCUGCCGGCCGCCGCCAGCGCCCUCCCCGGCUGUGAAUGAAAGGCGGGCGCAGCCGAGGGCUGACUGGGAACGCCGCGGCAACGCCGGCCUCCCGGGAGGCGCGCGCCCAGCCGAGAUGUACGGUGUGUGUGGCUGCUGCGGUGCCCUGCGCCCCAGGUACAAAAGGCUGGUUGACAACAUCUUCCCUGAGGAUCCUGAGGAUGGUCUGGUGAAGACCAACAUGGAGAAGCUGACCUUCUACGCCCUCUCAGCUCCAGAAAAACUUGAUCGCAUUGGUGCCUAUCUCUCUGAGAGGCUCAUCCGUGACGUGGGUCGUCAUCGAUAUGGGUACGUGUGCAUUGCCAUGGAGGCUUUGGACCAGCUGCUCAUGGCCUGCCACUGCCAGAGCAUCAACCUCUUCGUGGAGAGCUUCCUCAAGAUGGUGGCCAAGCUGCUGGAGUCGGAGAAGCCCAACCUGCAGAUCCUUGGCACCAACUCGUUUGUGUCACCACCAUUGGAAAAUGGCUAUGAAGAGGCAGAGGGGCUGGAGCUAUGGGGGCGUGUCCAGAAGCAGGUGUUGGGGGAGGUACAGAUCAUGGCCACGUAUGUCUCCUUUUCAGACUCAGUUGACCUGGUGGCAGCUGUGCUGGGCUGUCCGUGCACACAGCAUUAUUUUGCUCUAGGAACCCAGACGCUGCCUCUGAAUGCCAUUUGCUGCCCUUUCCAAGAACACCCUUGGGUCCAGAAGUGGUUCGGACAGCUGCCAGCUCAGGGUCUUGAAUGUGGUCCGGGUCAGGUCAGUGUGGCCAGGUGCUUCCAGGGAAUCCUUGCCCAUCCGCCAGUGGCCCUAGAAGUUCCUGGACCAGGGUAUGCUGGUGCUCAUAGGCUCCUGCUACCCCCAGUCACGGUCCCUUGCUGUGCUGCUCUCUCAGCCAAUAAGCUGGACUUCUCAGGGCUUGAGGACUUCCAAGUCCCAUUUCACCCUUUUCCUUACAGAAUUCGAAUGUCAGGAAUCAAAGGCCUGCAAGGGGUGGUGAGGAAGACGGUGAAUGAUGAACUGCAGGCCAAUAUCUGGGACCCACAGCACAUGGACAAGAUCGUUCCAUCACUGCUUUUCAAUCUGCAGCACGUAGAGGAGGCAGAGAGCCGGUCUCCCUCACCCCUCCAAGCACCUGAGAAGGAGAAAGAGAGCCCUGCGGAGCUGGCUGAGAGGUGCCUUCGGGAGCUGCUGGGCCGGGCUGCCUUUGGCAACAUCAAAAAUGCCAUCAAACCUGUUCUCAUCCAUCUGGAUAACCAUUCUCUUUGGGAGCCCAAGGUGUUCGCCAUCCGUUGCUUUAAAAUCAUCAUGUACUCAAUUCAGCCGCAGCACUCCCACCUGGUUAUCCAGCAGCUCCUGGGCCACCUGGACGCCAACAGCCGCAGCGCCGCGACGGUGCGCGCGGGCAUCGUGGAGGUCCUGUCCGAAGCCGCGGUCAUCGCAGCCACUGGCUCUGUGGGGCCCACGGUGCUGGAGAUGUUCAACACGCUGCUGAGGCAGCUGCGGCUCAGCAUCGACUACGCGCUGACCGGGAGCUACGAUGGGGCGGUCAGCCUCGGCACCAAGAUCAUCAAGGAGCACGAAGAGCGCAUGUUCCAGGAGGCCGUCAUCAAGACUGUCGGCUCCUUUGCCAGCACGCUGCCCACCUACCAGCGCUCCGAGGUGAUCCUCUUCAUCAUGAGCAAGGUCCCGCUGCCGUCCCUGCACCAGGCGGUGGACACGGGCAGGACAGGGGAGAACAGGAACCGACUGACCCAGAUUAUGCUGCUAAAAUCCCUCCUGCAGGUAUCCACAGGUUUCCAGUGCAACAACAUGAUGUCAGCCCUGCCCAGCAACUUCCUGGACCGCCUCCUCUCCACCGCCCUCAUGGAGGAUGCAGAAAUUCGACUCUUUGUUCUAGAGAUUCUCAUCAGUUUCAUUGAUCGUCAUGGCAACCGCCACAAGUUCUCUACCAUCAGUACCCUCAGUGACAUCUCUGUCCUAAAGCUGAAAGUGGACAAGUGCUCUCGACAAGACACCGUCUUCAUGAAGAAGCACUCCCAGCAGCUCUACAGACACAUCUACCUGAGCUGCAAGGAGGAAACAAAUGUGCAGAAACACUAUGAGGCGCUCUAUGGCUUGCUGGCCCUCAUCAGCAUCGAGCUGGCCAACGAGGAGGUGGUGGUGGACCUCAUCCGUCUGGUGCUGGCUGUUCAGGACGUAGCCCAGGUCAAUGAGGAGAACUUGCCCGUCUACAACCGCUGUGCCCUCUACGCUCUGGGCGCAGCCUACCUGAACCUCAUCAGCCAGCUCACAACAGUGCCUGCCUUCUGCCAGCACAUCCAUGAGGUGAUAGAGACCAGGAAGAAACAAGCUCCAUAUAUGCUCCCCGAGGAUGUGUUUGUGGAGAGGCCCAGGCUGUCUCAGAAUCUUGAUGGGGUAGUGACUGAGCUCCUCUUCCGCCAGAGCAAGAUCAGUGAAGUCUUGGGAGGCAGUGGCUACAAUUCAGAUCGGCUCUGCCUGCCCUACAUCCCUCAGCUGACAGAUGAGGAUCGCUUAUCCAAGAGGAGAAGCAUUGGAGAGACCAUCUCCCUGCAAGUGGAGGUAGAAUCGAGGAACAGCCCAGAGAAGGAGGAGCGAGUGCCUGCCGAGGAGAUCACCUAUGAGACGCUGAAGAAAGCCAUUGUCUCCCAACUCCAUGCCCAGCAGCCCCGCUGCCCCAUCUUAAGGAGAAGGACCUUCAAGAACUGCCGGCUGAUGGCCCCCCUGGCGAUUCUGAGCCUCUAUCCUGUCCCCAGCCAGCCUUCAGCAUCGCUGCUCCAGAGCAAACUCAAUCAGAUCUUCGAAAUCACCAUCCGGCCCCCACCAAGCCCAUCAGGAACCAUCACUGCAGCCUACGGUCAGCCGCAGAACCACUCCAUCCCGGUCUACGAAAUGAAGUUUCCCGAUCUGUGUGUAUACUGAAUUCCAAGAGCUGGAGCUCCUCAAGGGGAUGGGGUCUGAGGGAGGGGCUCACCUCACGCCCACCCCAACCCCAUGGAGAUCUGGCUGGGAUCUCCAAGAAAACGUCACCUUGGAUGGCAGUGCCCCCCGGGCUAAGCCAAGGUGGAGACUCUGGUCCUUCUUGGCCCUCCUACCUCCUCCUCGUCUUCCCCAAGGGAGAUCUCACCAAUACGUGUCUCACCUUUGCCCUUCAUCUUCUCUUUUGUGGCAGCCAGGGGCAGAGAAUCGUGGGGUGUCUCCAGAGAGAAGCCAGGGGGUGGGGGCGGGGAAGCUCCCACUUGGUGUUUUGAGUAAAGGGCUUCCAUGGGGGCGCAUGUCCUCCCCAGAGGAGGGAGCUGGAUGGAGACUUGGUUGGUGAGAGGAAGUGAUGGGCCCCUAGGGAAGGAAGCUGAGAGCGGAUCGGCUGUCUCCUCUGGAGCCUCCCCCACUCCCAGCCCACGUCCCUGCUGUGUCUCCCACUCUCUUGCUCAUCCCCCAGUUGUCUGUUUAUGUUUCUUCUAUUAAUGAAUGCUGAGCCCUUAUUACAGGAGCUGGGGUGGAGACGCCACGGGGCGGGACAGCAAAGGACAGGAAGCAGGGCUGGCAGAAGGUGAGGCCGUGGCAUCAGAGUGUGGUCCCUGCAGCAGCGUCUCACCUCCUUUAUUCAGAAGGAGCCUGUGGUGGCCUCCCAUGGUCCUGUCUGCUGGACAUUUUUCAGAGUUGAGUUCUCUUUGAUGUCUUCUGAGGGUCCCAAGGUGUUCCUGGAUCCUCUGGGUUGAGGAAAGGCAGAACAAGCUAAUUUCAGAGGGGAAUUGCAGGGCGCCCAAGAUUUGCCCACAUCACCUCUAUGGAAGAGACUCCCAGCCUGACCUGGGUUGUAGGAGAGUCGGGAGGGUGGGAUGAGCAUUUGGGGGCUCAGAGAUAUCAGAAGCCAAUUUUUUGGAUGUUCCAUUUGAAGAAGGAAGGAUCUAACCAAAUAUGGGAAUGAUUUCAUCACUCUCUGGACAAAGUCUGAGAUAUCGGGACCAUCUGGCAACACUUGUGGCUUGGGAGGGGCCGUGGAGACUCCUUUGGCUUCUGGGUUCUUGUUUUCCUGGCGUGCCGUCUGUGUCUCUGUGUAACGAGGGUGUGCAGAGAGGAGCUAAUGUGGAGCCAGGCAGAGCCGCCCAGGAGACAGUUUGCUGCCCUCUUUGCCAGUUCCCCUUCCGGGCCAACUUCCAGGUGCCUUUGUGCCUCUGGGGUGCCCCUGACAGAGCCUCACCUCGGCCUCCUCCCUGGGCAGUGCCAUGUGGUCCAAACUCGCCCUUUCCUUCUCCUUUAGUCACAUUUCCCAUAACUCUUCCGAGCCGACAUAACCUACAGUAAGAUGUGAAUGUCACAUGUUCUCCCCCUGGAGUCUCCUUUCCAGAGGAGGCAGUGUGACUAGAUUUCUCCAUCCAAAGGAAUCCAUUUUUUAUUUUUAUUUUUUUUUUAGAGAUGAGGGUCUCACUAUGUUGCCCAGGCUGACCUCGAACUACUGAGUUUAAGUGAUUCUCCCUCCUCAGCCUCCUGAGUAGCUGGAAAUCCCUUUUUAGGAUACAAUUUCAGGCAGUGUGGCAUGGAGUCAGAAGCAGACUGUUUCUGCUAAGAUUGGGGGCAGGCUUCUCGGGGUGUGCCACCAAAGCGUGGCACACACGGAUGUACAGGGACAGCCUGAUUGUUAGGUGGAUGUAUUUUCCAGAAUCCGGGAGAGCCUUAACACAAGGAUUUCCCAUUAAUAUGUGCAAUAAAUUUCUUGGGGAAGCGGU